Messenger RNA from Leptonychotes weddellii (Weddell seal), 1247 nucleotides. The record is from RefSeq and is a predicted model, not a curated record. Lineage: Eukaryota; Metazoa; Chordata; Mammalia; Carnivora; Phocidae.
AUAACCCAUGUUGCUUGCUCAGGAGGAGCCGGGCAGGGCAGUAGCAGGCCCUCAGGAAGUGCGGCUUCUACGGAGUUGUUGCGGCGCAACUUUCUCAGCCCUCUUCUGGGCCAGGUGCAUCUUCUCAGACCCCUGUCUUCUCCUCAGUGCCCGGAGGUGCGGCUGAACAUCAUCUCCAACCUGGACUGCGUGAAUGAGGUGAUCGGGAUCCGGCAGCUCUCCCAGUCCCUGCUGCCCGCCAUUGUGGAGCUGGCUGAAGACGCCAAGUGGCGAGUGCGGCUGGCCAUCAUUGAGUACAUGCCCCUGCUGGCUGGACAGCUGGGGGUGGAGUUCUUUGAUGAGAAGCUCAACUCCUUGUGCAUGGCCUGGCUUGUGGAUCAUGUCUAUGCCAUCCGUGAGGCGGCCACCAGCAACCUGAAGAAGUUGGUGGAGAAAUUUGGGAAGGAGUGGGCCCAUGCCACUAUCAUCCCCAAGGUCUUGGCCAUGUCUGGGGACCCCAACUACCUGCACCGUAUGACUACGCUCUUCUGCAUCAAUGUGCUGUCUGAGGUCUGUGGGCAGGACAUCACCACCAAGCACAUGCUGCCUACAGUCCUGCGUAUGGCUGGGGACCCUGUCGCCAACGUCCGCUUCAAUGUGGCCAAGUCCCUACAGAAGAUAGGGCCUAUCCUGGACAACAGCACGCUGCAGAGCGAAGUCAAGCCCAUCCUAGAGAAGCUGACCCAGGAUCAGGAUGUGGAUGUCAAAUACUUUGCCCAGGAAGCUCUGACUGUUCUGUCUCUCGCCUGAUGCUGGAAGAGGAGCCAACGCCGGCCUCUGGUGUCCACCCUCCCCCCCCAGGUCCCUUCCUUGGGGAGACAGUGGGGGGACUUUGGCUGUCACUCCCUGUGCAUGGUCUGACCCCAGGCCCCUUCCCUCAGCACGGUUCUUCCUCUCCCCAGCCUGGGAAUCUGACUUCUCACUGCCCACCUCCCAAGAGGCUUGGGGGAGCCCAGGUGGGACAGGGCAGUGACCCUGGGAGGAAGGGGCCACUUCUGCCCGCAGGGGAGAGAUGUGAGCGUCCCAGGUCACUGGCUCCUGCUGCUGUAAUGGGGACCCCCUACCCCAUCUACUUCUCCACCUCCUUUCUCCCUUCUUCCUUUCCUUUACCCACCCCCCAGUGGUUUUUUUUUUGUGUGUCAACUGUGCCGUUUUUAUUUUAUUCCUGUUUUCCCUUUUCACAGAGAAAUAAAGGUCUAGAAAUAGCU